UUUGUUCGAAAGAAAUUUCAGAAAAUGUUGUCCUACUCUCAAGUUAAAGCACUAGUUUUCUUGGUGUGUGCGGUCGGUGUGUACUCUGAUUGCCGAGAAGAAGACUGGAGUGCCAGCUUUGAUUUCCAAGGUCUGUCUGAGUGCAAGCGACCCGGUGACGUCAUUUCCGGGUUUUACCGAAGAGACGCCGACGCGGUGGGCGAUGGUCUCCGGAAACUUGACACAGUUGAAUGCUGCUCAAAACCGGCUCAGUGGAAACUUAGCGUCGACUAUGUCGUGGCUAACUGGUGGAGCGUAUUAAACAAACCUAACACCUGGGCUACCUGUCAACCUGGGCAUUUCCUGGCCGGACUCUACAGAACUCUGGCCAACAACGAGCUGAGCGAUAUUGAAGAAGGUCGGUGUAUUAAAGCGGGAGAUCACCCCGACAGCUACGGCGAAUGUUCGGAUGUUGACAUAAGUUCCUGUAUUAAGAAAGCCGGAUGGUGCAAGUGCCCUGAUGAGACGUAUGUUGUCGGCAUAUAUCGGGGUAGAUGCAAUGACUUGAGCUGUCUGGUCAAGCUACGUUGCUGCAAGUUCGCUGAAGCGUAACGCAUCCGAUUUGUUUGUUUUUUCUGACACUGCAAAUAAAUAAAUAUAAAGCUCACUUUAAACAUCAGAGAGUGGAAAUAUGUAAAACUAUUAUUAAAUGAGGCAAUAUUUCACCUUAAGUUAGAACAGAUUAGCGUAGUAUAGUAUUGUUAUCUCAAUAAAUAAUAAAAAAAAAUAAAAGAGGAGAAAUAAAACAGAACAUUCAUAUAUUGUUAAAAUUGCGAUUUUUAAAUAUAAAUCUUAAAUUAUAUAUGUAUCCUUAUUUUUUUU
Physella acuta is the source of this 861-nucleotide messenger RNA. RefSeq lists its product as uncharacterized. The record is from RefSeq and is a predicted model, not a curated record. NCBI's taxonomy places the organism in Eukaryota, Metazoa, Mollusca, Gastropoda, Physidae.